Messenger RNA from Stegastes partitus (bicolor damselfish), 3803 nucleotides. Its product is annotated as copine-3-like. Gene Ontology annotation, cellular component: plasma membrane. The transcript is spliced from 15 exons. The record is from RefSeq and is a predicted model, not a curated record. Gene Ontology annotation, molecular function: calcium-dependent phospholipid binding; receptor tyrosine kinase binding. Bases 54 to 1712 code for a protein of 552 amino acids. Lineage: Eukaryota; Metazoa; Chordata; Actinopteri; Pomacentridae. Gene Ontology annotation, biological process: ERBB2 signaling pathway; cellular response to calcium ion.
UCUGUUUGUGUUUGUCAGUUGUUGCGUGGUGAGUGUUUGUCCUCCAGGCUGCGAUGGCGGCGGCGGUGGGACCUCCGGGGCCCAGGGCCACAGACUGCGUGACCAAGGUGGCACUGACCAUCUCGUGUGACAAUCUGCUCGACAUGGACGCGUUCUCAAAGUCCGACCCUAUGUGUGUGCUUCUCAUGAACACCUCAGGGCCCCACUGGUGUGAGAUUGGUCGAACAGAGAAAAUCCAGAACUGCCUUAAUCCCAAGUUUUCCAAGACUCUGCUCCUUGACUACUACUUUGAGAUGGUGCAGAAGCUGAGGUUUGAAGUUUACGAUAUCGACAGUGAAAACUGCAGUCUGCAAGACGCCGACUUCCUGGGAGAACUGGAGUGUACCUUGGGACAGAUUGUGUCCUCAAGGAAAAUAACAAGACCACUUGUUAAGAAGGACAAGAGGCCAGCAGGGAAGGGCUCCAUUACUAUCUGUGCAGAAGAAAGAACAGACAACAGGGUGGUGGUGUUUGAAGCUGCAGCCAGAAAACUAGACAAGAAGGAUUUCUUUGGGAAGUCCGACCCUUUCCUGGAGUUCUACAGACAGACAGAAACUGGAUGGCAGCUGGCUCACAGGACGGAGGUGAUAAAAAGCAACCUAAACCCAGUAUGGAAACCCUUCCGGAUCCCGCUGCAGUCGCUCUGUGGGGGGGACGUGGAGAAAUCUAUAAAGGUGGACUGCUACGACUACAACAACAGCGGAUCUCACGACUUUAUCGGAUCCUUUCAAUCCACACUUAGCCAAAUCCAGCAGGGAUCACAAACAUAUGCGGCUGAGUUUGACUGCAUCAAUAGCAAGAAGAAACAGAAGAAGAAAGGAUACAAGAACUCCGGUGUCAUCAUCAUCAAGCAAUGCAAGAUUGUGAAGGAGUAUACGUUUCUGGAUUACAUCAUGGGUGGCUGUCAGAUCAACUUCACUAUUGCUAUUGAUUUCACAGGUUCCAACGGAAAUCCCACUUUACCUCAGUCCCUCCACUACAUCAACCCCCAAGGCUAUAAUGAAUACCUGGCAGCUAUCUGGGCAGUCGGUAACGUCAUCCAGGACUAUGACAGUGACAAGAUGUUUCCAGCUCUUGGUUUUGGAGCCCAGAUUCCUCCAACGUGGCAGGUUUCCCACGAGUUUCCCAUCAACUUCAACCCAGCGAAUCCAUUUUGUGAAGGAAUAGAGGGUGUGGUCACCGCCUACCAGCAGUGUCUGCCUCGGGUGAAGCUUUACGGCCCCACAAACUUUUCCCCCAUCAUCAACCACGUGGCCCAGUUCGGCAGACAGGCCCUGCAGCAGCAAACGGCCUCACAAUACUUUGUCCUUCUGAUCAUCACUGACGGGGUGAUCACAGACAUGGAUGAGACACGCAGCGCCAUCGUCAGAGCCUCUCAGCUGCCCAUGUCUAUCAUCAUUGUCGGGGUAGGAGGGGCGGACUUCAGCGCCAUGGAGUUCCUGGAUGGAGACGAUGGAAUUCUGCGCUCGGCUACAGGCGAGCCGGCCAUGCGGGACAUUGUCCAGUUUGUGCCAUUCAGGCAGUUCCAAAAUGGUCCUCAAGAGAUGCUGGCUCAGAGUGUCUUGGCAGAAGUCCCCGGUCAGGUGACGAGCUUCUUCAACAGCAUGGGUUUGAAGCCACCUCACGGCGACGCACCUCCCUCUGAUCCCUCAGCAUCGGCGCCCCCUCUGUGAUGUAUUCUACCUUGUGAGACUCAGCCUUCCUCCUCAACGUCCCCAAAUAUCUAGCCGUUUCUUACCCGCAUUGUUGGAGGCGAGUCCGCUUUAACUCUGGAACUGUGUAUUCAGCGUCCUUUCCUUUCUAAUCUAACCUUCUGGCCAUAUUAGCCUGUGGCAUGCAGUGUGGUAGACACGUGAUGCUUUGUUGACACUAUAUAGAAGUUAUAGUGUAAAGCCAUAGAACAGUGAUAUCACCACUGACGUUUCCUAACAUUUGUUAACCUAUGCUUAACACAGAUGUUCACUGUGAUACUUACUUCUUACUUUAUGCGACUCAAGUGCCAGAAUUGUGUAAAAUUUAAAUGAUUUCUUCUGUUAUGACCUUUUGAAAGCUUUAAAGCUGGGAUGUGUCAAAGGAUGUCGAUAUUUGAACAAAGCAGCCUAAACAACAAGCCCCUCUUUAGUGCUUCAUCAGGAGCCUUGCCCCUCAAAUUCAUUCAUUUAACACAAACAACUGGGCUAGUAGACAAAGGGAGAGAUGUUCUUUUGAUCAUAGGUGAAGCAAAACAAACUGGCUUAGUUCAGUUAUUUGGCCUUGAGAACCACAGAGCCAGCUGCAGACCUCAUCCUUUCCCAGGCAGAGCUGGAGCAAACACCUGUGCUGACCUGCUGCUAUAGUUAAGAUAAGAGAAACUUUAUCGAUCCCUUUCCGGGGAAAUCCACAAGUCGCUGCACUAAUGAGCUCGGCAGAGGAUGUGGUCUCGGUCUGUGUCUACGAACAAAGAAACAGAGCCAGUUGAUAACGAAACUGACUUCCCACUCGACAUUUCCCGCUGGAAACCUGCUCAACAAGCUGCUGCUGCAUAAAAACCAUCCCCUGCAACAAUACGAGGGAGUCGUGUUUUAAAAAUGUCUUGUGCAUCCAAUACUAAUAAUAAUCUGUGUGCGAGCAUGAACGCCCCCAUCGGUGCUUGGCUGGAGUAGCGCUGUGUGGAUCAAUCUUCCACUUAGAUUACCAGCUGUGUAUAAAUGCCAAAGUUUAUUUUGGCACACACAGGACGGACAGUUAGCAGAGCAUGAUGAGACAGAAAUUUGACGGAAAGCAUUUUGGAUUGCUCCACCUUUUAAUGGAAACUUGACUCAAGGUCUUUGUUUUUUUGUGGAAGAACGGAGGCAGCUAAUAACAGUCACCUCAUUAGUCUGUCAAUGUGUCAGUCAAGCGUCUACAUGAAAGGGCUCGAGUACCUAAAUAGGUAUUCCCAUAGUACUGCAGCCAUCACUUUGUUUGUUGUCAACGUUUCAUAUUACAUUUGAAAUCAUGGAUAUUGACCAAAGCUAUAGCUUUCACAAUACAAUUCAGGUAUGCUUCGGUAAUGUUUACGGAAUGAAUCCUGGAACCUUUUGUAAACUUUCCACUGCAAGAACUGUUGUUUUGUAGUUGUUUUGUACUUUAGUUUCAUUUAUUUUUUUAUAAAUUCCAUAUUUGCAAUUGAUUUGACGUAGGAUCUGGUGCUUUUACGUACGUGUUGAACAGGAAGAAUCCUUUAGUCACACAGUUUACAGAGCAUCCUGAGACGUUUCACUCUGUCUUAAGAGAUAAAAGUAGUAAAAACAUGUCACCUUGCUGAGUGUUAUGAAAAUGGUCCGACGUAUUUCAUGUAUGUGUAAAUUCAUUGUUAAGUUGUUGUUUGCACUGAUCACUGUGCCAUUGCCUUAUGUACCAUACAUGUCUUCGUCAUAGAUGUUGAUUUUAUCAGUAUUUUACGUUUAUAUGAUAUGCAAAGCAACACACAUUUAUCUAACCGGCAUGAUAGCCAGCGUAUAUUUCACAUUUUUUAUGUCAAAUUAUCAGAUAAUUAGAUGUAUUUUUAUGUUUGUUAUUUCAUGUCAUGAUAUUCAAGAAAAACUAAAGUGACUGACAUUAGCAGAGAUUCAGAUCAACAGUCAGUUUUCUGCAUUGUUGAAAUGUGUUUGUGUUUGUAAUUAGAUGGAUAUUUUCCUCACACACGUCUUAGGAUGUGCAUUUAAAAAAAUGUAACACACUCCACUACACUGUCACUUUUGAUAUACGUACGCAGUAUAAAGAAAUCAAUGAAAGAUUUGGAA